Messenger RNA from Scheffersomyces stipitis CBS 6054, 1485 nucleotides. RefSeq names its product Hgt18p (gene HGT18). Gene Ontology annotation, cellular component: membrane. Bases 1 to 1485 code for a protein of 494 amino acids. The record is from RefSeq and is a predicted model, not a curated record. The transcript has a single exon. Gene Ontology annotation, biological process: monosaccharide transmembrane transport. NCBI's taxonomy places the organism in Eukaryota, Fungi, Ascomycota, Pichiomycetes, Serinales, Debaryomycetaceae. Gene Ontology annotation, molecular function: hexose transmembrane transporter activity.
AUGACCAAUAGUCUUUCGGAUCCCAAAUUGACGGCCACACUUCUAACGACUGUGUCAGUGAUCUGUCUUGGUUCGCUUCAGUUUGGUUACCAUAUGGCUGAGUUGAAUGCACCGGAAUUACUAUUGUCAUGUAAGAUAUCUGUUCCAGGGCUGGUACCAUUUGAAAGUCUGUGGUUUGGAUCGCAUGGGUUUGAACGUUGUAUCGAACUUUCGCCGCAGCAGGUUGGCUUGGUGACAUCGAUCUUCAGUAUUGGAGGAUUGAUUGGUUCUUUCUAUGUUGGAACCAUAGCUGAUGCCAUUGGUAGAAAGAAGACGAGCUUGCUCCAUUGUGUAUUCUUCUUCGUGGGCUCUACCUUGAACGGGUUGAGCAAUUCCUAUGUUUCAUUGUUGUUCGGACGUUUUGUCAGUGGUUUGGGUGCUGGCUCUGCUAUUGUUAUCACUUCGUUACUUAUCAACGAAAUUGCCCCUCCAACUUCUAAAGGGUUGUUGGGCUCGAUGAAUCAAGUCAGUAUAAACGUAGGAAUAUUAUUCACCCAAUUGUUGUCUUUGGCCUGGUGCACAGAUAACGACUGGCGUCUUCUACUCUUCAUGGCUUCGUUGCUUGCCAUUGUAAACUUCUUGCUUAUCUUCUUCUACGUGGAAGAGUCUCCUGUUUGGUUGCUCAAUACGGGAGAUAAUGUCAAAGCAUUCACUGUGUUGCAUAGAUUGAGAGGUGGAAGCUAUUCUGCGUCUCAGUCAGAAGUCAACAGCUGGAAGAAACACGGUGCUGGUACCGGUGAUGAAGGCGUUAUCUUGCUAGACAACGGUGGGUCACUUGAAGAAGGCGAAGGACAAGUGAAUGCUUCUGCAUCCUCAACUGUAACUUUGAAGGAAUACUUGAGUUCGCGCGAGUAUAACAAUUCAAAACUCGUAGCUACUGGUAUCUUGAUUCUCCAGCAAUUGGACGGAGUCAACUCCAUCAUCUUCUACGGAGUUUCGGUACUUGUAGCGAUCUUCCCUGACCAUGCUAUUUCCAUCAAUUGUUUGAUUUCGACUGUCAACGUUGUAGUAACAUUCUUGUCUGCCACCGUUGUGGAUAGAUUGGGACGUAAACCUCUUUUACUUACCUCAGUGACAUUCUUGGGAAUCCUGUCUGCUGUGAUGGGAUUGGGUAUUAUCAACACAAGUUCGGUUUUGUCCAUCGUUGGAACGUUCACAUACAUAACCUUCUUUGCAAUAGGGUUGGGGCCUAUUCCAUUCUUGUUGGUUGGAGAAGUAACUCAACCAAGGGCCAAGGCUCUGGCUCAAAGUUGGGGUACUACCAUGAACUGGUUCGCUACCUUUGUAGUAGGUUACGCAUUUCCCAUGGUGAAGAACGCGAUUGGUGGGUAUGUUUAUUUCUUCUUCACCGCUAUGUGUGCAGUGAGUUACUGGUUUAUCCAAGCCCAUAUUCCUGAGACAAAGGGUCAUGAUUCCUACGAAGAAGUCUGGGGCAUAGCUAACUAG